Messenger RNA from Helicoverpa zea (corn earworm), 2444 nucleotides. Its product is annotated as dymeclin. Gene Ontology annotation, cellular component: Golgi apparatus. The transcript has 17 exons. Gene Ontology annotation, biological process: Golgi organization. Lineage: Eukaryota; Metazoa; Arthropoda; Insecta; Lepidoptera; Noctuidae. The coding region runs from base 148 to 2328 and encodes 726 amino acids. The record is from RefSeq and is a predicted model, not a curated record.
AAUGUCAUCGUCGUACUUACAAAUGUCAAAUAUUUGACAAAUCGGCAAUGAUUUCGUGGCUGAAAACAAAUCGCGGCCUAAAAUAUUAAUUAAAUUGCUGUAUUAAUGUUAAAUUUAGACUAGAAUCUGCGAAUAUAACAGAUAAAGAUGGGUGUAGCAAUAAGCAGAUAUUCGGAGCUGUCUUCCAAUGAGCUUCUGACGAGGUUCUGUUCGUCUGAGGUCAUCUGCCCGAAUGAUCCGUUCUGGAACCAGUUGCUCGCCUUCAAUAUCAAUCCACCGAGUAGUGCUGAUGAACAGCUUAUGUUCGAUGGCAGCACGGAGGCUUUACUUCAGAAGUUCCUGCAGAAUAACCCUCAGACUGGCAACCUUGGAUCCCUGGUGCAGGUGUUCAUCACCAGGGCUACGGAACUGCUGGCAGCUCCCAAUAGUGACAAUGUGAUGCUAGCAUGGCAGACCUUCAACGCCCUCUUCGUGAUUCGAGCAGUCAGCAAGUAUCUGGUUGAAAUGGUGCCUGAGUAUGAACUCUGCCGGCAUUUGGACGUUCAAGCUGAGAGGAGGGUCGGCAAUGGACCCGUUGAAAGUAGAGAAGGAAAUGAUACCACGCCAUCACAAGAAACAUCCCCAUCACCUCUGGCGACCCCCACAAGUCCUGAAGCCCCGGAGCCGCCCACAUCCCCCAAAUUAACCGGCUCUGAGAGCCGGGUGGAAAUGCUCAUUGACGCACUCAUUGGGCUUAUCAUUGAUGUUCCUGUCACUGACAACACAUACUAUCUACACUUGGAAUGCAUCAACACAAUGCUAGUUCUGAUGUCGGUGUAUAUGUUCGCUGGAGUCCACGGACAAACGCGUCUUGUGGACACCUCGCUGAUAUACAGGACGUUAUUCCAAGGUCGUUACGGGAUGCACGCCCCGCUACUAGUGAAGACUUUACUGAAUAAUCUAUCAAGCAUGUUACCUGCUCCUCCGAGUAUGUUCGGAGCUCACGCUGCUGGGGGCAGUCUGCUUAUUAACUUGGCUUCCGGCCUAUGGAACAUGAUAACUUUCAACACAGCAUCCCGACAAACAAUCUACACACAUCCCCCUCUAGACAGACAGGAGUUACAAGAGCGAGUCAAAAAGGAGCACCCUGUAGCUAACCAGUCGUGCCUCCUUCUGUUGACGUUGGCUAACCAUUGUAUGAACGAUGAUAACUUGUAUAGAAAUGCUCUGCUGUGCUGUGAGGAUACUGCAGAAACUUCAGCCCCGACGCCGCAGCGGGAAUCAAAUGGUGGACCACAGCUAACUCCUCCUAGAAUCGACAUGGCUGCCCUACACAAAGCUCUAUGCGCGACAGCGGGCUGCGAGCACUCCACACUACUCCUAUAUCUAAUGCUACACUCGUGCAACACGUACAAACGACAUAUAAGCAAUGUGGCGCAGAUUGAUCAGUUGAUAGUGCCGAUCCUACAAGUGCUAUAUAACGCGCCGGACAACAACGCACAUCACAUAUACAUGUCGCUAAUAGUUCUGCUUAUAUUGACAGAAGACGAUGCACUUAUCAAAAAUGUUCAUACUAUUAUGUUAAAAAACCUAACCUGGUACACAGAGAGAGCUAUUUCAGAGAUAUCUCUAGGCGGUCUGAUGGUGCUAGUAAUAUUGCGAGCGUUACAAUACAACAUGGUGCGAGUCAGAGACAAAUAUCUGCACACCAACUGCCUAGCCGCCAUCGCUAACAUGAGCUGUGAAUUCAGGAAUCUUCACCCGUACGUGGCCCAAAGGUUAAUAUCGCUGUUUGAAACUUUAACUAAAAGAAGAGCAAGGCUUUGGAACGAGGUUGAAGGUGGCGAUUUAAAUAACGUGGACUUACCACAUCACACAGAAGAGAAGACAGAGGAAAUGAUGGACCACAUAUCAGUACUCGACGAAGUCCUAAGGAUGCUACUAGAGAUAAUAAACUCUUGCGUCGCUCACCAGUUGACGAAUAACUGCAAUGUAGUGUACGCGUUGUUGCACAAGCGACAUCUAUUCACUCAGCAUACGCAUCAUCCAGUUGCGCAGAAUAUUGAUAUGGUAAUAGGUUAUUUCUCAACGCGUUUGCAACGCGUUCAGGAAGGUGCAGGCGGUGACUUGGGCGUAACCGAAGUAUUGCAGUGCAUUAAGAAAGGAGCUGAGCAAUGGUCUAGCGAUAGACUAAAGAAAUUCCCCGACCUAAAAUUCCGUUACGUCGAAGAGGAGAGACCAGAAGAAUUCUUCACUCCCUACGUGUGGAGCCUGGUGAGCUCCUGUGGCGGAGUGUACUGGGCCAGUGAGGGGGGGGCGAGGGCUUUGGGAGACCUCCUCGCUUGCUGAUCGACGAACUGUGUAAUAUAUGAUGUCGUGGUCAAGACGCUUAUGUGCCGAUGGGGUUAAACGAUAAAAUAUAUGUAUUGUAUUGUAAAAUGGCUAAUAAAUUGUUACUGUAAUGA